CAAAUUAAUUGACACCGGUCGGAGAUAGAAAUCAGUGAGAAGGUCAAGGAUAAUUAAAGAAAAAAAACGCGGUUGGAAUUGGCUACCCUAGGAGAGCUGCAAAACAGCAAAAUCCCGCCCGCAGGGGAUCGUGAACAUAAAGAGGCUCAGGUGGAAGUGGUCCAGUCCAGGUCAACGCUCGGCGUCAGUAGGCCGUAUCAGAGCCCUCAACAAGGAGGGUGGGUGCAGUGGUGCAGUGGUUGCAGGAGGGCCAGGGAGGUUGGGGUGGCCUCGUCCACAGGCGCCUUGGCACCAAGUGCACCGGGCCCCGGGGCUGCGGUGGUGGGCUGCCUUGUUGGGGUGUACCCGUGUUCUCCCUCCUCCACGGGGCCCAGGGGCCCCUUAACUCAUCACCUCCAGGCUAUACCGAGUCAGCAACAACCGAUUGGUUGCCGUGCCUGUUGCUGCGUGCAUAGCGAUCACCAGCCAGCUUCGGUCCAGCUUACCAGUCAGCGGGGCGGUCUAUCGCUGAGGGUAGCGAGGGUGGCGUCCACCACCUCCGUCCGAGCCGCCCCCUACGCCCACCCCCAGCACCAGGGGCUGGGGCAGGAGUGCAGGUAAUAGUAAAUUACUAAACAUACAUUAGUAGCUUCACUUCGACACAUAUAGUACUAACUCUACUACUACUACUACUACUACCAAUACCACUACCACUACUUCUAACCUCUACUACUACUACUACUACCGCUACAUCUGCUUCUACUCUGCUCGUCGUCGUCGUGUCGGCAGUGUUUAGUCAAUAUCAAAAGUAUACAAUAUACAAAAUAAAGAGUAUUACGUAGUAGUUCACGUCGAAGUAAGAAACACGAUUGAUGGAUUAAAAGAAAAGAGUUAUCGAAAGCCCAAAAACCCACGAAAAAGGUGUAGGGAGGAGACGGGGGCAUUGGGUGGAGGUGGUGCGCACAUCCUCGGCAGCCCGAUGCUGUUCGUCCCGUUCACGGUGCCCACCUUCCCCGCGACGCAUCACCAGACGACCCACCCUGCGCAUCAGACGCAUCAUCAACAGCUGCAGGCCACUACCCAGAAUCCGGUGCAGCAACCGCAACAACUCACCCAGCUCAAUCAGCUGAGCCACCUGAAUCACCAAGGCAUUGUGCCGGCUACCACUAACCAGCCGACCAUACACAGCACCAGUUGUUCGCCGCAGCAACAAGCGACGACACCGAAUAAGGAGAUGAAAGUUAACUGGGUGACGUCUCCGGGAAACCAACCAAAACAAGACACCAGCAAACACUACCACAUAUUUGUUGGAGAUCUGAGCCCGGAGAUCGAGACGCAGACUUUAAGGGAAGCCUUCGCUCCUUUCGGCGAAAUCUCAGAUUGCAGAGUCGUGAGAGAUCCACAGACACUCAAAUCCAAGGGUUAUGGGUUUGUUUCCUUUGUUAAAAAAGCAGAAGCGGAAAGUGCCAUCGGUGCCAUGCAUGGACAAUGGUUGGGUAGCAGGAGUAUUCGAACGAAUUGGGCGACUCGCAAACCUCCCGCGCCAAAAUCUGAAGCAAAUGCGAAGCCAUUGACAUUCGACGAAGUGUACAAUCAAAGUAGUCCAACCAACUGCACGGUAUAUUGCGGAGGACUAACCAAUGGUCUAACAGAAGAAUUAAUGCAAAAAACCUUCUCGCCUUUUGGAUCCAUCCAAGAGAUUCGUGUAUUCAAGGACAAGGGUUAUGCAUUUAUCAGGUUUUCUACCAAAGAAUCGGCGACACACGCUAUUGUGGCGGUACACAACACCGAUAUCAAUGGCCAGACGGUGAAAUGCAGCUGGGGCAAGGAGAGCGGAGAUCCAAACAAUGCUCAACAAACUGGACAGGCGUUAUCGUCGGCGACGUACCCAUACUACGCGGCGGCAGCAGCUGCCGCCGCGGCGGCGGCGGGUGUCGCGGGCGUCGGAGGCGUCGGUGGCGUCGGCGGUGCUGGACAGCUCGGAUACUGGUAUCCGCCCCAAUCUUAUCCAACGACAGCGACGCAGAUGCAGGCCGGUGGUUUUCUUCAAGGAAUGCAAGGAUACACUUACGGACAAUUCGCUGGGUAUCAACAGGCGCAAUAUAUGGGAAUGGGAAUGGGCGUUCAUGCCGCUGGCACGGCAGCAGGUUGGGGCCAGGGAUUACCGGGGGGACCACAGUUACCGCCACACCAUGCCACGACGGUCACGGCACCCCCAGGGGUGCAAGCCGCACCCCCACCACCGCCACCUCCAGCGCAAAUGAUGGCUUACCCGAUGCAACAGUUCCAGGCACAGUGAUCGCUACCACUAUCAUCGCACGGCCUGGCUUAUCCUUACUUUCAAAUAUCACUUUGCAUCAAGAAUACUGCAUCUACGACCGGGCUCAACCUCGAAAUCGACCCGAAAAAUGUCGCCGGAGAACGCAUUUAUAGAAUGGUUGUCGUCGUUGAGCAUAAAAUGCCAAUUAAAUGGGACAGACUCAAGAAACAAAAGCGAAAAAUACCCAACGAGAAACUUUCAUUGAGCCGAUAACCGUUAAUCCAUCAAAAGAAACGAAACAAAAUAUUCGAACACAAUGAUUCAAAUAAUUACAAGACGUGUUACACCUCACUGAUACAAUUCCUCCCCGUUAUGCAACACAAUUCUUAGGGCAAGUAUCUCUUUGAUUGCUUUUAAAUUGUUAAAAGCAAUUGAGGUUGAGUCACGGUAAAGGUAGAUUCAGAUCGAAUCAGUGUGUGUAUCUGUGUAUGUUUGUGAAGUGUGAAAUGAAAGGGGUUGUAUGAAAGAAGGAACAAAAGAAAAAUCAAAAUUGGUGCAAAACUAAUUGCGGUUGUUGUUAUUUUAAUCCUUGAAUGGCAGACUAAGUCCUAAAAUUAAUUAUAAAUCUCUUUUUCUUUUCUAAGUGUUUCGUGGAUCUGGAUCAUAAUUGACCUUGAUAUUGCUGUGCAAGGGUUAAAUUUUGAUAUUUACUUAAAAUAUUCUGAGUGAUAGGAAAAUAAAUGUUUUGAAAAUGAUUAUAGUUGCCAAGUGCAAUCAAUGCACAAAAAUGCAUAAAUCUAACUCAGCAAUCAAUAUUUAAUUUUUUCCUCUGCCAUAUUAAACGUAUAGCACAAAUAUUUAAAAUAUUACCACAAUAAUAUACAAAAGAUGGCAAUUUUCAAAAAUAUUAAUUACAAACCUCAAUUAGUUUUGUAUUAACAUAAUAAUUAUUCAAAGAAUUCGAGGCAAUUGCGUGUCAGAGAACGAGUGAAAGGAUUGAAACUAGUUGUCGAGAAAUAUUUCUAUUACUUUCUUGAAAUUCGGACCAAGACUUUAACCAGCAUUUGUGUGUUCAAAUGGUAAAGUGUGUUCUUGGUUGCGGUCCAGCUAGCGGAUGAGGACUGGCUGACGCCUA
Molecule: messenger RNA, 3374 nt
Organism: Osmia lignaria (orchard mason bee)
Lineage: Eukaryota; Metazoa; Arthropoda; Insecta; Hymenoptera; Megachilidae
Product: nucleolysin TIAR
Molecular function (GO): RNA binding
Source: RefSeq, a predicted model, not a curated record